GGAAAAGAGCGCACACACAGAAGAGCGAGUGGGAAAAGGAAAAAUCUGUAAAAAGAAAAAGAGAAAACCACCCGGAGUGCGUUUUUUUUCGGACAUGGUAUGUUUUGACUGUGAGAAUGACGUGGUGGCUUUGAAUAUGCAACUGUAUAAGGCGACUAAAGUCAUUAGUAAUUCAGCAAGUCGACUGGCGGCUAGCUUUCCCAGGCCGUUGGCGUCCAUCGGCACGACGCGCUCCAACUUCUCCGCCUCGACUGUUUGACAAUAGUGAGCUUCAUCUGGACUAAAAAGCUGCAUCCUCGGACUCCACGUCGGAACUGAAAUUCAUGAGCUCGAAACAAAGUGCGGAGCAGCAGGGGGUUCGAGUAGUGUGAGGAAGAGACCGGAGGAGUGAAAGUAUCAGCGAGGGGAGAAAAGUUAGCGAGGAGUUUGGAGGCGGUAGCGAGAACCAGAGAAGCCUGUUGAUUUUACCACAGCACUGAACUUGUUAGCACAGCAAGGCUAACGAACUAGCUACCACCGACAUGAAGACCCCGGGUGAUUCGGGGUUCGCCUUCCCAGAAUGGGCGUACAAGCCUGAGUCGAGCCCAGGCUCCAGACAGAUCCAGCUCUGGCACUUCAUUCUAGAGCUGCUCAGGAAAGAGCAGUACCACGAUGUCAUCGCCUGGCAGGGAGACUACGGCGAAUUCGUCAUCAAGGACCCGGACGAGGUGGCACGACUGUGGGGCGCUCGCAAGUGCAAACCACAAAUGAACUAUGACAAGCUCAGCCGAGCACUCAGAUACUACUACAACAAACGGAUCCUGCACAAGACUAAAGGAAAAAGGUUCACCUAUAAGUUUAACUUCAACAAGCUGGUGCUGGUCAACUACCCAUUCAUAGACAUGGGAUCGGGAGGUUCAAACGUGCCUCAGAGUGCUCCUCCUGUUCCAUCUGGCAUGGGCACCCACUUCCGUUUCCCUCCCUCCACUCCAUCUGAUCUUUUCUCUCCAGGAGGUGAAGAGUUACGCAGUCCUGGUGUGUUCGCCAGUGUGGCACGUCGGGCGGCCCGUGGCUCUGUGUCUGACUGCAGCGACGGCACCUCUGUGGCCUCUGAGCUAGAAGAGGUGGGCAUAAAUGCAAGCGACGACCGCCCAGCCGAACGGGCCUUCAGGUCCCUUCUUUUACCUCAUCACCCUCGCCUCACCCAUGACUCACUGUUCCGCAUGUACGGGGUUCCUCCUCCAGCCACGGGACUCUUCCCUGCCUCUCCUCUUCCUGGAGGCCCUAUGCUAGCCCCGCCGCUCUCUCCCGCACUUUCCUUGACCUCGACGCCAACCUCACACCUCCCCUACACUCCCUCACCUUCGCUGGCAUCACCCAUGCCUUCCUCACGUUUCUCCUUUAGCCCAGAGGACAUGAAGCGCUAUUUGCAGGCACAUGCACAAAGUGUUUACAACUAUCACCUAAGCCCACGCGCCUUCCCCCACUAUCCAAGCAUUGUUGUGCCGCAGCCACAGCGUCCUGAGAAGAGCUUGGCGGUGUCAGCAGCCGGCUCACACCUUGCUUCUCACCCACUGCACCAUCAGCAGCCUGAAGAGCCCCAGUUCUCACCCUUCAAGUUCAAGCUGCAGCCGCCACCACUCGGACGCAAGCACAGGGACUGCCUGCCCCCCUCAGCUCCAGGGCACAGUUCUUUAGACUCUACCUUCGCAGGCUCAUUUGGUGGCGAGUGCGGUUCUGCAACGGGCUUGGAUUCCAACUCUGCCUCAUCUAGAUUGGCCAAUAGUGGCUCUGGAGGGCUGCCAAAGAUCAAGGUCGAGCCUGUCUCUGAUAUAGAGACAGAGGAAGAGGUAGAGGUCACUGAUAUUAGCGAGGAAGAUGACAACUGCGAUGUCUUUGUCCCCUCUCACACAAAUGGAAGCAACGCCGCUCCCUGCCACAACGGCAUCGUCGACGAGGAGGACGACUUCCUCGACGAAGAUGUGUUCAAGACUCCAGCUGCACCUCCCUUUGGAACUGCCAGUGGCAUUGCCACAGGGGCUGGUGUGGCCUCACCAGGUCUCAAAUCUGAACCCAGAGAGUUUGGUCUGGUACAGGGAGCUCCAAGCAGUCCCAGCGGCAACCAUUGCAUCCCGCUUAAGCUGCGCUUCAAGCGCCGUUGGAGUGAAGACCAGCGCAUGGAGGCCGAGACAGAGGAGGCAGAAGACAAGAAAAGCCGUGCCGAGAGGGUGGAGCCGUCUGAUAAAGAGCCGCAGCAAUGCCAUGAGGCAAGGAGUCCCAUAAACUUGGUGGCACCCCUGGGCACGGGCCAAAGGAGAGUGAGCUCUGAGCUUCAAAGAGCAACAGCGCAACUCUCUUUGGAAAACAGUGGCUGCUAAGGGAAAAUAGGAGAGUGGAGCAGUGUUUUUUAAUUGCACAUUCAGGACUAUUUUCUGAAUGACACACGGUCGCUUAAAGCCAUUUUCUUCACAUGAAUACCUGAAGAUUCAUGCAUUGAACUAAUACACCUGCAGAAUCACAGCUUUACUCACUUCAGGGUGCUGAGACACUACAAAUGGCUAAAACUGAGCGCUCCUCCUUGCGCUUAUGUUCUGUCCUCGAACAUCAGACCUGUCUGUUUUGUAAGUUCAUCCCAUCAAAGUCAGAUAUGAACAGAUUAUGUAGGCACGCAUUAUAACAUGGGUUAAUGUGCCUCCUCUGCACCUCUUUCUUAAUGGAUGGAAUAGAUAACAGUGCCUGGCUAAGUGGUCAGUGCACACAAUUACAAUAUAGAUGGCAAAAACCGAGAGGGGUAAAGACUUUUUAAACAGAGAUUCAGAAAUGUCCAUGCUCACUUCGUUAUCUAUUGUGCCAUGGCCUUGUUCAAAGCUAGACUUUUUAAAUGGCAUCAUGCGAAGAUGGACAUUUUCCUCAGACGUGAGC
This is a messenger RNA of Trichomycterus rosablanca, 2901 nucleotides long. RefSeq names its product Ets2 repressor factor (gene erf). NCBI's taxonomy places the organism in Eukaryota, Metazoa, Chordata, Actinopteri, Siluriformes, Trichomycteridae. The coding region runs from base 522 to 2357 and encodes 611 amino acids. Gene Ontology annotation, cellular component: nucleus. Gene Ontology annotation, molecular function: sequence-specific DNA binding; DNA-binding transcription factor activity, RNA polymerase II-specific. The record is from RefSeq and is a predicted model, not a curated record. Gene Ontology annotation, biological process: regulation of transcription by RNA polymerase II; cell differentiation. The transcript has 5 exons.